Messenger RNA from Phialemonium atrogriseum, 552 nucleotides. RefSeq lists its product as uncharacterized. The coding region runs from base 167 to 445 and encodes 92 amino acids. The transcript has 3 exons. NCBI's taxonomy places the organism in Eukaryota, Fungi, Ascomycota, Sordariomycetes, Cephalothecales, Cephalothecaceae. The record is from RefSeq and is a predicted model, not a curated record.
GCAGAAUCUAUUUUGGAAAGAGCAUCCAAGUAUCACAUAUUUUUGCUGGAAAACAGGCUGUUACGCAUCCGAAAAGGCCAUUUACAGGUAUUCAACAGGCAGUCUAACUAGCUGUUAAAUAGCUUCAUAUUGAAACGGAUCUCUCGAACAUGUACUCUGAAAGACUAUGGUCCAGAACACAAUGUUCCCCAUGAUUAGACAGGGUAAUUCUACCUAUAACUGUAGGAUCCCCCAAGUAUUCUCCCCUUUCAAGUCUUCGAGUCAUAUCUUUCUUCCUCGUCAAAAACCAGCUACCGACAACCAGCUAUCAGACAACCAGCUACCAGACAACCAGUUACCAGACAACCAGCUACCAGAAAACCAGUUACCAGACAACCAGUUACCAGACAACCAGCUACCAGAAAACCAGCUACCAGACAACCAGUUACCAGACACCUAUCUUUGACAAGUCAAGAGAUCUGGCCCGUUCACCAUGGUCGCUAUCAAACCCCUGGCCUACGCAUCCCUCCUGGUUCUCGCCUCUGUGAUCAGCCAGACUCUAGCUACUCCCCU